AUGGGCAGUGCAGCUGGCAUGUCCACAGAUUUCUUCGCCAAACAUCCGCCCCAACCGCCAACUCAUCCGCUGGCCAGUGCGCACAGUCCACUCCUUUUGACCACAGACCCCGCUCCAAACGGGGUUUCAUUCUUGGCCGAACGCAGGUUCAGUUGCCUCAAGUGGCAUCCUGACAAGAACGCGGACAACCUUGAGGUCGCCACAGAGGUCUUUCAGUGGCUUCAGUCCCAGAGGGAUUGGUAUCUCAAAGAGUGA
Molecule: messenger RNA, 255 nt
Organism: Durusdinium trenchii
Lineage: Eukaryota; Dinophyceae; Suessiales; Symbiodiniaceae
Source: the annotation of a GenBank genome assembly